GGUUGGUGGCACAAAGUCCAAAGGCAGCGCUGAGUUGACAAAGACGCUUCAGACAGAAUAUUAUCAUGUCUGGGGUGAGUGUGAAUGAUUUGCCUAAGGAACCCAUCACUGCAGUCGGAGUUGUCUCGUCACUCAACAAGGCUUUGGAUGACUAUUAUGUUGUUGCACAAACAACAGAUGGCUCUGAUGCCGACCUGUGGAAGGACGGCUUAUUCAAAUCCAAGGUCACUCGCUACCUCUGUUUCACCAGGAAACCAGGGUCUGAUGUUGUUGUGGACGUGAAGUUGACUGACAUGAAGGAAGCAUUGCCAGAGGGCUUCACACACAUUCAAGAAACAUUGGACUCAAAGGAACCAGCCAUGAGGAAGAGGAGGCUAUGUGUGAAAAUCAGCCCAUGUGAAGCUGCAGAAAUGGCUGUGUAUGACAUCCAGAUCACUGCCAAAUCCAAGCACCAUCUUGUUCACUACACCUGCAUUGGAGAAAUCAAUAACAUGGGAAUCUGGUAUCGAGUGGGAGAUGUGCCUCAUCUGCAGAUAUCUCAGGAAAGAUCGAGCACAGUUAACUCUGAUUCCUCAUCUGACAUUGCCAGUAAGACCAUCAUCAGUAGGCCAGAUGAGCACCAGAGCGGUGGAAGCUACACAAUGACAGCCAUGGAUGACGUGCCCUUUGGAAUCAAUCAAAAGUUCUACGAUACAACAAAAGAGAUGCAGCGAGUCAAUUUAAUGGGCAUUACGAUCAAAUCCCUGGCACAGAUCGAGGAGGAAUUUGACUACAACUUCAGCACGGAGCGAAGCAUUGUUGUGUAAGAAGAACUCCUUCUGAACUCCCUUCUGGUGGGCGGCUGAGGGUGGAGUCGGCUCUCUUGGUUGCUUGGUUGGGUCUGCUCCUUGUCUCUGGCUAUGCUCCCUCCCCCCACCCCAGCAGACGAUGGCGUGGAACACCCCAGAUGCCACCAUAGUGUAUAGAUUUUUUUGUUGUUGUUGUUUUUGUUUUACUUUUGUGGCUGUGUGUAGAAGUGGCUGGUUGCACCAGCUCUGCUCUUUUAAUGCAUUUAAUGUCCUUUGUUUUCUUUGAUGUUUCUCUCUUACACACAUGUUUAUGUGUGCUAUGGCUAUGGGUUUUUUAUUUCCUUGGCCUCAGUCUGGACCCCCUCUCCAGGGGCCCAGGCUUAGACUGAUUUUUUAUUUUUUUUUCUCACCAGCGUUUACCUGUUUCUUACCUUUUUUGUAAGGGGCGCCUGAAAUUGGCAGACCCGUCAGCGAUCCUGUUCUGUCUCCCUGUAAUGUUUGUCUGAUCUUGAAUGGGAU
Molecule: messenger RNA, 1307 nt
Organism: Nerophis lumbriciformis (worm pipefish)
Lineage: Eukaryota; Metazoa; Chordata; Actinopteri; Syngnathiformes; Syngnathidae
Gene: mvb12bb
Product: multivesicular body subunit 12Bb
Biological process (GO): regulation of epidermal growth factor receptor signaling pathway; virus maturation; viral budding
Cellular component (GO): ESCRT I complex; late endosome
Source: RefSeq, a predicted model, not a curated record